Molecule: messenger RNA, 3918 nt
Organism: Anoplopoma fimbria (sablefish)
Lineage: Eukaryota; Metazoa; Chordata; Actinopteri; Perciformes; Anoplopomatidae
Gene: sec62
Product: SEC62 homolog, preprotein translocation factor
Exons: 8
Coding region: 49-1356 (435 amino acids)
Biological process (GO): post-translational protein targeting to membrane, translocation
Cellular component (GO): endoplasmic reticulum; endoplasmic reticulum membrane
Source: RefSeq, a predicted model, not a curated record
ACUACACGUGGUGCGCACGUCGCAGGAGCUGGCGCUGAGCUGAGGAUCAUGGCGGAGCGCAGGAAGCACAAGAAGCGGAUCCAGGAGGUGAGCGAACCCACCAAGGAUGAGAAGGCGGUGGCCAAGUACCUCCGAUUCAACUGCCCGACCAAGUCCACCAACAUGAUGGGCCACCGAGUCGACUACUUUAUCGCCUCCAAGGCCGUGGACUGUCUGCUGGACUCCAAGUGGGCCAAGGCUAAGAAGGGAGAGGAGGCGCUGUUCACCACCAGGGAGUCUGUGGUGGAUUAUUGCAACAGACUCUUAAAGAAGCAGUUCUUCCACCGGGCUCUCAAAGUGAUGAAGAAAAAACCAGAGAAAGACACCAAGAAAGAGAAGGAAAAGGAGAAAGAGAAGGAAAAGGAGAAAGAGAAGGAGAAAGAGAAAGAAAAGGAGAAAGAGAAGACCAAGAGCGACAGUGGCAAAGAGGAGGAGAAAAAAGGGAAGAAGGACAAAGAAAAGAAGAAAGAGCCGGAGACUGUUGAAACCAAGAAAGACAAAAGUGAUGACAGCCCUGGAACCCCAAAGAAGAAAAAAGAGGUGAAGAAGAAGUUUAAGCUGGAGCCUCACGACGAUCAGCUGUUUCUAGAUGGAAACGAGGUGUUUGUGUGGAUUUACGAUCCUGUUCAUUUCAAGACAUUUGCCAUGGGACUGAUACUCGUCAUUGCGGUCAUUGCAGCCACACUGUUCCCACUGUGGCCAGCAGAAAUGCGUGUAGGAGUUUACUAUCUAAGUGUUGCGGCAGGCUGCUUUGUGGCCAGUAUAUUACUUCUUGCUGUUGCCCGUUGCAUCCUCUUCCUGAUCAUCUGGGUUGUGACCGGCGGGCGCCACCACUUCUGGUUCCUCCCCAACCUGACGGCAGACGUCGGGUUCAUCGACUCGUUCCGGCCGCUCUACACUCACGAGUACAAAGGACCACGAUCUGGCAACAAAAAGGGCUCGGACAAGACGGACGAGAAGGACGGCGACGGCAACAAGGCUCAGAAGUCAGACAGCGAUGAAAAGUCAGACAGCGAGAAGAAAGACGGCGAUGAGGAGGAGGAUGAGGAAGAGGAGGAGGGCAAAGAGGCCGAGGAGAGAAAAGAAGCAGAGGGGGAUGGAACGGGGCCGGACCGCCACUCAGACACAGACAGCGACCGCCGGGAGGACGAAGGCUCGCAGCACAGCAACGGAAACGACUUUGAGAUGAUCACCAGGGAGGAGCUGGAGCAGCACACAGAGGAGGAAGAGGAGGAGGAGCAGGAGGAAGACAAGGAGACGCAAGAGAGGAAAGAAGAUGGUGAGAGUGAGACUAAACCCCAGACUGCUGAAACAUAAACUCCUUACAAUCCCAUCCCUCUCUCUGCUGUUUCUCUCUCUGCCCUUUCCUCCCUCCUGUGAUCCAGGACCUGCUACUCCGGCCUCUCUGGGCCCACUGAGGCUGAAAAGGGGCUCCAUCUCUUCUUGUUGAGAUCUUCUAAUAAAAAGUACCGAUAGACCAGUACCAGGAUAGACACAGCGGGGGAAAGUUAACGUCUACGACAGUGGGGUAGAAAGAAAAAUGUCUAAAAGAAGCCUUAUGGUGGCUCUGAUUCCUCCCACCCAAAUGUUAUUUAUGUUAAAAUGAAAACUGCCACCGAAAUGUUUGCCUGAGGAAGUUGUCAACAAAAACACACCAGACAACGAUCUGUCUUUGUCUUUGUACCUUUUUUUUCUCAUGUCAAGUUUCUUUUUGUGUAAUUUCGACUGAAAUUAUUUUAUUUAUGUUCCCUCUCUUCGUUUACAUAUUACUUUUGGAUGUGAGGUCAAAGCCAGAUCUUAAGAUACAGAUGGUUUACAAGAGCUAUCAUGCUAAACUGACCAGUAAAGGAAGAUGUGCUGGUCCCCCCACACCCGUCCACUUUCCCUCCCAAUUGUCAUCUUUGAGCUCCAUGUUGUUGGUACAGUCAACUUUAACCAGAAAACCCCUGGGCCUUUCACCUUUUUUUGUUGGUGUUUUGAUGAGAAAACAUGGCAUGACAACUAUGGCAGGAGCUCGCUUCACAUCCUUUUGAAUGCCAGCGAGUCUGAUGGCUUUCUCAGGCAGCCCUUAAUGCAAACUGACCUGCUUUGAAACCUGCACCAAGCCAGAUGGACCAAAUCCUGUAGUUUACUCGAAUGAACGUACCAAUCAACCGUGUUGUGGUCGGAUGGAGUAUUAUGAAAGCAGAGUAGCACGGCUCCUUGAGGUACUUGCCAUUUUCCGUAAGAAAUUAUUUUCUUUUUUAAAUGGCUUCUAAUCAUCAGUGCAAUCCUCUACAAAGUCCGAAGUAGUUCUAUAGGAGUUACUGUAAGCAACUGGGAGACAGCUGGCAUACUUCAUUUUCUUAAAAAAAAAGAAUGCAACAUUUGUUGUACAACUAAGGGUAGAAGAUCUUAAGUUCUCUGAUUAACUGUCCAUUUGCAAACAGAACGGGAUAUAAAGUAAACUCUAGUGCCAAACACGACUAAUAAUGAUGUUAUGCAUGCUGAUUUAUUAUGGAGAGAUGAGUGUUAAAGGGAGGGGUAUGCUUUUGUUAAUUCGUUCAUAUUGUAACCGCAGUGUCAAACUCCUCAAACACUUUUGCAUCGUUGAAAAAAUAAAGAUUUAAAAAAAUAAAAAGCACAGCACCAGGUUGUUAGUGUGUAGCUAAACAAAGAUUUUUGGUCUCAAUGAAACCGUUUAAAGGUGUUCGCACUAGACUCCCAUCCAAACCAGUUCUUUCUAGUCUUGCACAAACACAUUUGUGGAAGUAGUGGCACUGGUCCGCUGACCAGACUAGAGUUUAAGUUCCAGUCAAAGCCUAGACUCGUGGCCGUGGUCCAAACUGUUUCUUCACAUUAUUUUCCGGCUAGAAAUGUCUUUGAUGCCCUUUUUAGUCAAAGCGAGGAUUAUAUUUAUGUAAAAAAAAAAAUAGAAAUCUAUCAUUUAUAUAUGGAUUCUAUUGCUAAAUCAUAUAUAUAUAUAAAUAUAUAUACAUACAAUUAUUACCGUCUAAGAAACGAUAAAACUUUUUUUUCGUUUAAUUUUGUAUUAGGAGGUUUAAUUUUUACUACGCCGAGUUUGUAAUAUGCAUUUUUGUUUUUAUAUGAUCAUAAAUAGCAAAUUCAUUAUUUCAAUUUAACAUCUGGGAUUAGAAAACAGUGGGGACUUACAAUAUAAACACAUUUGUUUGUUCAAUUCUUUUUACAUCAUUAGCAUUGAACUUUUGGGUUUGUUGCCACAUCUGUAUUUCUCUCACUAACAAAUGGUUAAAAGAACCAGUGGCUUGUGUAACACUGCUGCUUUCCAGUCAAUCUGAUGUGGCAAAAACUCUUCUCACAGUGGAACAAUAUGUUAAUAUAUUCCACACAGCUUUCUGUACAGUCAUUUGUUUUGCCUAAAAAUGAACUCACUUAGACUGUAUUUAGUAGUUUGUUCCGUCUCCUGUAAACCCACUGAGGUUCGUAGCUCUUUGACUUUCUAACUCGCACCCUUCCAUGUUGUUUAUUUUCUUAAAUCUUCCACAAACGGGCAAAGUGCAUCUCUGUGUCCUGAGUUGCUAGUUGCUGCACUCUCAAUAUUGGCAUAACUACAAAAGAGAAAAAACCAGUGAUUUUACCAUUUGUUCUAGGCUGUUGCACAGUAUCGGUCUUUUGUAUAUUGUAGUAUUAUUACUCUGUAUGCUGCUGCUUCUCAUCGCACAUUUCUGGGGCGACUGAAAAGAGAAAUUGUAAAACAUCAAUGUUUAAUCUCUGGUAAAAAAACUGUCUCUUGAUCUUGUUGUCCACAUUUGGAUCAAUAUCAUUCUGAAAGCUGUCUCAUGCAAUAUUGGAGUAUAAUUUAAUAAAACUGGAUGUCUCGAAAUGUAUCUGUAUCUUAUCAUUGCAAUAAAAAUAUAG